UGGACGAGUGGACCAGACCACCAGACCCAGACGUCCAGAUUGUUCAUCACUGUUAAAUCUGUUCAGUGAACUGAUAGUAGAUGCCAGUUCAGUAACUUUAAAUCUGAUAUUUGAACAAUUCGCUAUAAAAUAUACACUUAUGGAAAAAUUAAUAGAUUUAGUUAAAGAACGACCUCUUCUCUAUGAUAACAGAAAUGUUGAUUUCAAGUAUAGAGAAAAGAGAUUAGAAGGCUGGAAUGAAAUAGCUCAAAUAAUGGGCAAAGAAGAUGGUAACUUUUGGAGAUUCAAAUGGAACUGUUUGAAAGAAAAUUAUUCGAAAUACAAAAAGGUUAACUUCAAUCCAUCACAUCAAAUUUAUAAAAAAUACAGAAAUUGGCCUUGGGGUGAACGUAUGAAAUUUAUGGAUAAUAUUCCUAAUAAAAGAAAAGAUUUUAUCAAGGUUUUCAAAUUUUCUUCAUACUCUAGACAACCAGAGCAAAGUUUUUCAUCUGCUCAAAAAUGUAUCGGUCAACCGACUCAUUACACCCACCCUCAUCUCCUGAAAUCUAAUGAAAUAACUCCCAUGAUAACAACGAAAGAGUAUCAGAAUAGAAGGGCAAAACUAAUUGAGAAUAUUAAUCAAUUCAAUACAAUAAAAAAUCAGGGCAAACAUUUUAUGGUUGUAAUACCUUCUGCUUCUAAAAAAUACAUGUCAGACAAAAUACCAUAUGUUUUCAGACAAAAUACUGAAUUUUUAUAUCUAACAGGAUGCCAAGAGCCUGAUAGUUGCCUUGUUUUGAUCAAUAAUGAUUCAGAUCAAUUCACAUCAGUUCUUUUCGUCCAGGGUAAAGAUGCUCAUACUGAACUUUGGGAUGGCCCUAGAGUAUGUCCUUCUACUGUUAACGAAUUUUUUGGAGUUGAUCAAGGUUUUCCUAUGAAAGAAUUAGAAAACUACCUUCAACGAAAUUCGAAAUCCAAGAAAGAAUUACAAUUAUGGUAUGAUGUAAUGUCUCCUGUACAAGAGAACGUGCAUAAUGUGAUGGAAAACAUUUUAAAACAGAAAAAAAAUUUCAUGGAUUCUCCAAAGACUUUUAUUGAUCAAUUGAGGUUGAUAAAAAGUCCUGCAGAAAUUGAAUUGAUGAAAAAAUCUUGCCAAAUUGCAUCUGAAGCUAUUAUUACUACAAUUAAAUCUUCCUUUCCAGGUAUCAAUGAGCAUGAAAUAAAUGCAAAGGUAGAUUAUGAAUGUCGUUUGAGGGGAGCUCAAUAUCUUGCUUAUCCUCCAGUUGUAGCAGGUGGUAGAAGAGCUAAUAUUAUACACUAUAUUACUAAUAAUCAGAUAGUCACUGAUAAAGAAAUGGUUUUGAUGGAUGCAGGUUGUGAGUAUCAUGGUUACUCAAGUGACAUAACAAGAACAUGGCCAAUAGAAGGAAGAUUCACAAAGGAACAGAGGGAGCUAUAUGAUGUUGUUCUGGAAACACAGAAAGAAAUAAUAGGUUUAUGUAAAAAUUUACCUCCUCUUGAUUCACUGUUCGAUUCCAUGUGUAAGAUUCUUGGUAAAAAGUUACAGGAAAUUGGUCUCAUUCCAAAAUCAUUGACUGGAACGUCUCUUUUCAAGGCUGCCUACAAAUUCUGUCCACAUCAUGUAUCACAUUAUUUAGGAAUGGAUGUACAUGACACACCAUCUAUCACAAGAAAUAUACCAAUACGACCUGGAAUGAUUGUAACGGUGGAGCCAGGAAUUUAUGUUCAAGAUAAUAAUGAAUCUGUACCUAAGGAGUACCGUGGAAUAGGUAUUAGAAUUGAAGACGAUGUUUUGAUCACUGCUGAUGGGCCAGAAGUUCUCACAGAUUGUUGUCCAAAAGAAGUAGAUGAUAUUUUGAAAAUUUCAUCCAAAACACAUUGAUUGGAAACAGUUGUAAAUGUUAAGUAGGUCUUUUAAGAAUAAAUUUUGUGUAAAAAAUGUUAUGUUAUAUAAUUUCAGUCGAUAAAAAGAAGUAGUAGUA
Harmonia axyridis is the source of this 1982-nucleotide messenger RNA. Its product is annotated as xaa-Pro aminopeptidase 3. NCBI's taxonomy places the organism in Eukaryota, Metazoa, Arthropoda, Insecta, Coleoptera, Coccinellidae. Gene Ontology annotation, molecular function: metalloaminopeptidase activity; manganese ion binding. Gene Ontology annotation, cellular component: mitochondrion. The coding region runs from base 140 to 1882 and encodes 580 amino acids. The record is from RefSeq and is a predicted model, not a curated record. The transcript has 9 exons.